Messenger RNA from Aureobasidium musti, 843 nucleotides. The record is from the annotation of a GenBank genome assembly. Lineage: Eukaryota; Fungi; Ascomycota; Dothideomycetes; Dothideales; Saccotheciaceae.
AGUAUCACGCACCCCAGAUCUCAGUACACAAUCAUGUCCAAGAAGACCAUUUUGAUUACCGGCACAAACCCUGGCGGUAUCGGCAACCAGCUCGCGCGCGAGUUUCACGCCAAAGGCCUUCGCGUAUUUGCAACCGCCAGAAACACCGACAGCAUCACCGACCUUGCCGAUCUAGGCAUCGAAACGCUGUCGCUCGAAGUCACCGACCCAGCAAGCAUCAAAGCAUUGAAAGAGGAGAUCGCAUCGCGCACAAAUGGAAAGCUCGACUAUCUUGUCAACAAUGCUGGUCGCAACUACACUGUGCCUGCCACUGACAUUGACUUUGAACAAGUCCAAUUGACGUACGAUGUCAAUGUCUUUGGUGUUAUGCGCAUGUGUCAGGCAUUCACACCGCUGCUAGUCGAAGCCAAGGGUACCAUCGUCCAGAUCGGUAGUCUGGCUGGUGUUAUGCCGUACGUAUUUGGCAGCGUGUACAACUCGACAAAGGCUGCUCUGCACUCCUACAGCAACACACUCAGAGUCGAGCUGGAACCUUUCGAUGUCAAGGUCGUUACCGUCGUGACUGGUGGUGUCAAGAGCAGGAUCGCCAGAAACGACUGGCAGUUGCCUCGAGACUCGAUCUACCUCCCCAUCGAGCCUGAAUACUUGAGACGUACAAAGCACUCACAAGAAGUUGGUAUGCCAACUGAGAAGUAUGCAAAGUCUGUCGUCAGCCAGGUGCUCGGCGGCCGCCACAAGAGGCAGUUCUGGGAGGGUUCGUUCUCCUACAUCGUCUGGUUCUUGAGCACCUUCAUGCCAGCCAGAAUCUUCCUCAGAGAGGCUCACACCAAGAAGCUCGCAUAA